AUGCUCGUGUCACUCUGGCUCCUGAUCAUGAGCGCAUGUCUUCUUACUGCAUCACCACUCGGUCGAGAAUUAUCCCAAGAGAUGAGCAACGACGACCCAUUACAAAUCGUCGCAGACCCGCCUUUUUCUCCGCGCAGCACAAUUCCCGACUCGCACGCAGAUCCCACCUUAAGAUCCCACAGCGCCUUAGCAAAACGAUCUUCCACCAUCGCAUCUCAACCCCUGACGAAGCGCGGCUGGGCCCUCGACGCCCUCAAGCUCACCAGCCAAAUCAUCUGGCAAAGCGUCGACAUCGCCUUCGCCGUCGAACUCGAAUGGCAGCAGCAGUUCAUUCUAUGGAACAACAUCUCGACGUAUAAUCCGCGCAUCGAUGGGCCCUGGGUGCCCACCCGCGAUAAUCGCUUCGUUAUUUACUGGGGGUUUAUGAAGGUUAUUUUGAGUGUGAUAGAAGGGGCUGUCAGCGACCUUGUAACUCAGCCCGAAGUCUUUGCUGCGCUGGAGACGUUGGGGGCGUUUAUUGUGGCUUUGCCGACGGCGGUGAUUUUGCCGGCGUUUACGGCCGUUGUGUGGGUGGGGGCGACGGCGGUGCAGGUCGUGCUCGCGCUGACGGAUGGAAGGGAGAUGAAUCUUAUUACGCCGACGUAG
Molecule: messenger RNA, 645 nt
Organism: Bacidia gigantensis
Lineage: Eukaryota; Fungi; Ascomycota; Lecanoromycetes; Lecanorales; Ramalinaceae
Exons: 1
Coding region: 1-645 (214 amino acids)
Source: RefSeq, a predicted model, not a curated record